AUGAUGCUUGGGGAUUUUGGGAUUGAGAAAAAUAUACCGCCCUAUUUUAAUUUUUUUAUUUAUUUUUUAUUAUGUGUUGUAUGAUGCAUAUUGAGUUUUUAAUCGAUCAUAAUGAUUUGUACAUAUGGAAAUAAAUUAGUUACAUGAAUAUGUAUUUUUUUUUAUUAGGAUACGUAUUAUAAUCGUAUUAAUUUGUAAUUUUUUUUUCUUCGGCAAAAAUCAUAAUUAGGUCACGGCGGUUCAUGUAUUCCUUGAGGGCAAUCGUGCUGCUGAUUGGCUCGCCAAUCGUGGAGUGGCUCAAUCGGAUAAUCUUCUUAUUCUAGGUAGUGCUCCUUUGGAACUUUGUAGGAUUCAUAGCGAGGACGUACAAAGUGUGGCGGGGUAGUUAGUUAUUGAUCCUCUAUUACUGAAAUACUGAGUACAGGGCAUAUUACAAAUUCUUUCCUUACGCCCAUAGUUAACCCAAAAAUAUAAAUUUGGAAUCAAAAUUUAAUUUGUAGAGCAAGACAGAGAUUGCUAGAAGUAGUAAUCCAGGGUUUUCUAUUCGAUUCUUGUUACAACAAUUCUCUGCAAUUUUCAAAGAAUCUCUCAAAAUGGCUAUUCUUCUGAACCCCUUACGAAAACCCCAUCAAUUUCUUCAUCUCCACCCUUAUAAACCCCCCUUACCCAGUUCACCUACAAUGCUGCAAUUCUUCUUUAUUCUCAUCUUUCAGAAAUUCUUCAAAGUUUGAAUCGAAAUGGCUGUCCCUAAAGUAGACAAGAAAUUGCUGGAACAAUUGGAAGAAAUGGGGUUUUCAUUAGCUCGAUCAAUUCGGUCACUUCAUUAUUCUGGAAAUACUAGUCUGGAAGAUGCUAUGAAUUGGAUAGUUGAGCAUGAAAAUGACUCAGAUAUAGAUGAGAUUCCUUUGGUACCUAUGGAUAUUAAUUUGGAUGCAACCAAACCAUUUCCUAUCACAGAAGAAGUGAAGAUCAAGGCACAAAAUCUGAGGAUUGGAGCCAACCAAUUGAGCAAAAGAAAAGAGAAGGAGCUGGAAAGGGAAGGAGAAAAGGAGAGGAUUCAAGCUGGGAAGAGAAUCAUGGAAGCAAAGAAAACUGCUGAAGAAAAUGCAAGAAAAAGAAUGAUUGCUUUACGUGAAGCAGAAAAAGAGGAGGAAAGUAAGGCAAGGGAGAAGAUACGCCAAAAGUUUGAAGCAGAUAAGGCAGAAAGACGGUCAAGGCUAGGGAUAUCACCUGCAGCUACUUCAUCAGUACAAUCGGCAUCGACGGCAAGUCAUAUGGUACUGAAAAAAGCCACAGAGCCUGUUACAUCUACUAAAAAGGUGGAGCUUCUGUGUGACUGUUUAAGAAGUCUAAGGCGCUACCAUAAGGAUGAAGAUGCUAGAGUAAAGAAGGCUUUCCAAAUUCUCCCAAUAUACAUUAGAAAUGUCGUGAAGAAUCCUGAUGUAGAAAAAUACAGGAAGAUACGGCUCAGUAACCCAAUUUUCCAGGAAAGUGUUGGCAGUCUGAUUGGAGGUGUCAGAUUUCUGGAACUCUGUGGGUUUGAGAGAACCAAUAGGGGGCAGUUCUUGUAUCUUCCUCGGGAGAAGGUUGACAUGGUGACACUAAAUUCAGCCUUGUCUGCAUUGCAUUCCGCAAUAACAAAUCCCUUUUUCGGACUACUCUCUGUUGAUAGUGUUGAACUGCCUUAAGUGCAUCGACGAGGAUAUCUAAGCAGACAAAAGCUUGACUCAGAGCACUAGAUUGGAUCAUUGUGGCAUAGUAUCAACUAUCAAGUGUGUGAUCAAGUGUAAUAUAGUUCAGGAGUUAUGUUACAUGUUUGUCCAUGUCUGUUUCUAGAAGCUUGGAAAGAGAGGCUUCGGUGCUUAGCUUUGUUGUGCAUGCAGAAACCUUUCAUCACUUCUAAAUUAUUUGGCAGUCAAUACCCACAUAUCAGUUUGUAAUAUAUUUCCUUCUUACAUUAGAUCAUACUCUAUACAAGAAUGUGUCAUCAGUUGACUACUUGUAUUUCAUGACUUACAUCUAUUUAUCAAAAUGAAACAUUAAUGUACGAGAACUUCACUAA
This is a messenger RNA of Chenopodium quinoa (quinoa), 2062 nucleotides long. Its product is annotated as UBX domain-containing protein 1-like. The record is from RefSeq and is a predicted model, not a curated record. NCBI's taxonomy places the organism in Eukaryota, Viridiplantae, Streptophyta, Magnoliopsida, Caryophyllales, Amaranthaceae. Bases 738 to 1688 code for a protein of 316 amino acids. The transcript is spliced from 11 exons. Gene Ontology annotation, molecular function: protein binding.